AUGAUGUCUGCAGCCAGCAGUAGUGCGGACAUCAGUGGGGCAGUGCCCAGGCAUGUACUGGUAAUGCCGGGACAGGGGACACAGGUGAUGAUAUCUAGAGCUCCAUUCACCCAAAGUGCCUUUGACGAGCUACAUGUUCGGAGGAAGGGAGAAGAUGAGCUGACGGUGUGCCAGAAGAUCCGAAACAAGUGCUUCUGCUCCAAGAAGCGUCUCUGGCGACUGCUGACGGGCUACGUGCCGGUGAUCAAGUUCAUCCGCUACUACAAGUUUCGCGAGUACGCCAUCGCUGACAUCUUUGCAGGUCUGUCUAUUGGAACAAUCCACCUCCCUCAGGGACUGGCAUUCGGACUCUUAGCCUCAGCUAAGAUUGAGAAUGGACUCUUCUCAUCCUUGUGGCCCUCACUGGUCUACAUCUUCUUUGGGACAUCCCCUCAUCUCUCCAUGGGAACCAGCGCAGUGAUAUGUCUUCUCACGGCAUCAGUCAUUGACAGGGAGGGAAUUAAAUGGCAGGCUGAAAAUAAACAUAUUAUGGCUAAUUAUUCUAACAACACCAAAAUCGAAAAUACCCCUGAAUAUAUGGACUUUAAAGAGGAGGUGGCCAUGGGUCUCACGCUGAUAAUGGGAAUAGUUCUCUUGAUCAUGGGGAUGCUCAGACUCGGCUUCAUCACAGCCUAUCUCUCCGACUCAUUCUUCUCCGCGUUUACCUCGGCUGCUGCUGUCCAUAUUGGCACCACACAGCUACCACCAAUGCUAGGCAUCACAGUGCCCCGUUUCCCUGGCGUCUUUAAGGUAAUUUAUACGUACAAAGCCAUCUUUCAUGUCCUCAACACAGCAAACUUCGCAGCGAUAAUUAUUGCUAUCAUCUGUUUGUUUUCUAUUUGGUUCGUUAAGGAAUACGUCAAUGAGAAAUAUAAAAGUAAAAUGUUUGCGCCCAUCCCUAUAGAACUGUUUAUUGUUAUCUUCGGCACCAUCGCUUCUCAGUUCGGCAACUUCAGACAAAAAUUCGGCAUUCUUGUCGUUGGGAGCAUCCCCACCGGCCUUCCCGAGCCCAAAGUUCCACUGGUAGGUCUGUCCCUGGUACCCAACUAUAUCGGGGAUGCAAUUGUCAUGGCGAUUUUAACGUUUGCCUACACCAUCGCACUGGCGAAGAUCUGCGCCAAGAAACACAACUACCAGGUGGACGACAGCCAAGAAAUGCUGUCCUAUGGCAUCUUAAACGUUGCCACUUCCUUCCUGAGAUGCAUUCCCUCUUGCGUGGCUCCGCCCAGAACCAUGGUUGCCAGUAGCAUGAACGCCAGGACAACGCUGUGUGGCAUCACUAGUUGUCUAAUGAUGUUUCUCGUCAUUAUGGUGGUGGCCUCACUGUUCCAGGAGUUGCCAAAAGCCGUCCUUGGCGCUAUCAUCUUCGUCUCUCUGAAGAACCUCUUUAUUCAGAUAGGAGACUGUCUCAAAUAUUGGCGCAUCAAUAAGUUUGAUUUCUUGAUCUGGUUUUUUACCUUCUUCUGCACAGUUUUCAUUGACAUUGAUAUGGGGCUUUAUAUCGGCGUCGGAAUAUCUGUUCUAACAGUUGUCUUCCAGACUCAGUUCGCGAAAGGUUACAAGCUCGGGUACACCAAGAAGGACACCGCUUUGGUGGUUCAUAAACAAUACAAGGACUCAUCAGAGAUUCCCGGAAUCAAAGUGUUCCGUUUCAAAUCCAACCUGUACUACGCUAAUGCUGAAAUUUUCCGUAACUCCCUUUACCGGAAAAGUGUCAACCCCAGGAAGUUGCUGAAAGGAUUGAAGAAAAGAGAGAAGCGACUGCAGAAAGAAAACGAGGAGAGGAUGGCACAAGGAUUUCCUCCGCAGGAGGAUAACAAUUUUAUUAUGACCGGAGAAGGGGAAAAAAGCUCAAACAAUAUCUCCUAUCCUAACUUCACCUUGCUACCUGCCGACCAAAAGGAAUCUGUCUACCCAAUGUCCAUCCUAAAAUCAGCUUCCCAAAACGGCAUGCGGGACCUCCACUCGUCGCCAGAGUUGCCCAGUCUGGACUCGGAGUCUGGUGUCAAACCAGAUCUGUCAGAUCCUGGUCUUAAACCAGGCAUGAAUGGACUCAAGAGGGUACAACUCUCUGUGAUAGAGAAGCCACUGUUCACCAUUGACGGAAGUGAUAUCCUCAACAGCCACAAUAGUUUCCACAGUCUGCCCGAUGCCGCCAUCUUAAAACGGCGGGACUUUGGUAGCACGAACAGACUGAAGACCAGCGAGUCUGUCCUGUCUUUGUACUCUAUUGACUUUGACGAAUACGAGGAAGACCCAGAGGACGGGGAUGAGCUGAUCACAGAUGAGAAACUCCGACAGAUGCGCAAGAUUCACCACGUCAUUAUUGACUGUUCCCCCAUCAACUACAUCGAUGCUUCAGGAACUAACGUGCUCACCCACAUCUUCUCCGAAUACAGCCACGUCAGCAUCAAACUCUACCUGGCUGGUUGCUCAGCCGCCAUCAGAAGUACCAUGAGAAAAGCGGGAGUCUUCGACAAGAUCCCAGAGAGCCACUUCUUCCUGGACGUCCACGACGCUGUCAGCUACGCCAAACCACAACGACCAGAACCCAUCCGUCCGGAGAACAUGCAGGACUUCACCGAUGCCGAAGCUAUUGAAAACUCCCGGGUGGUUAACGCUUAA
Messenger RNA from Candidula unifasciata, 2664 nucleotides. The record is from the annotation of a GenBank genome assembly. NCBI's taxonomy places the organism in Eukaryota, Metazoa, Mollusca, Gastropoda, Stylommatophora, Geomitridae.